Daldinia vernicosa is the source of this 1323-nucleotide messenger RNA. RefSeq lists its product as uncharacterized. The coding region runs from base 524 to 1069 and encodes 181 amino acids. The transcript is spliced from 3 exons. The record is from RefSeq and is a predicted model, not a curated record. NCBI's taxonomy places the organism in Eukaryota, Fungi, Ascomycota, Sordariomycetes, Xylariales, Hypoxylaceae.
UGAUUUCAAUUUUCCGUUGUUAAAACCACAGACGUAAGUGGCACCUAACGUUGUGAAUGUCUCCAAAUCCCGAUCAUACGAGAAAGAGUCCGUCUAAAGGAUUUUCUGCGCCUUUGCUCAACCAAGACACGUAUCCCGCGGGCAUACACUCUGACACUACUACAUAAAUGUAGUUAGUUAUAACUUAUAAGGGUUGUAGUAGAAAUUUCACCGCCAGACAUGGAUCCAAAAUAACCCCACCCAACUAAGCGAAGUACAAAAUACCGUUCUAGCAAGUCUCUACUUAAUUUGUAUGAGUAUUAGAUAACGUCGUAUUCUAUAACACAUACACGCCUUAGUGUAUGCUUGACGGGUCAAAUAGGUUAUUGUAAAUUCGACAAUUCGGUAAUAGAAUCCAUUCUCGGCCUUUGGAUCCAUCAGCGAAGCGGAGGACUGAUUUUGACCCCCUUGUUGGACGAUUAAUAUACUACAUCGGUGAUCCCCCGAGACGACUUGGAUUUCGCUUCAAUACCCCACCGACAAGAUGGCGAUGAGUCUUUCCUCGCUUUACCUAUCCUUCUUCGCUGCUUUCGACGUAGUCCUAGCAACUAGCCUCAACGUAACGGCCAUUGGUGCCAAGGAUGGUAAUUCCCGUUUUGAAUGCUGGGAGCUUGCCUCGCCAUUCGUCUCAUCCAGCCAAACGGGCAUCGCCGGAUCACAGACGACGUUUUUAGGAGAUGUUAGUAACAUCACGUAUAACGUGAUCCCGGCGGGUUUCGACAGCGGAGUCCACAAUACACCUAGAAACCAAUGGAUUGUUGUCCUCAAUGGACUAGCGGUUAUAACACUACCGGAUAAUAGCUCUGUCACCGUCACGACGCUACCGGGAGAGAUGGGUCUGCUGUUUGCCACGGACACUCCGGAGGUCAGCCGCGAGGGCCAUGGCAACUAUUUCCCGGGUGUCUCGGAGACCAUCUUUCUGCAGAUCCCAACGAAGGACGGCGUGAUACCGGAGCAUAAGGUACUAAACGAGGAUGGCCCUUGUACUCCGAACAAGUACGCGGCGCUCCGAGGGUGGGCGACUGGUUAGCAUUUUGCUUGUGGUAGACGGAUUAUAUGGUAGGAUAAGUUAAUUAUGAGGGCGAAUUGGAUCUUCUAAAUUCCAUUAAGAAUUAAUCAUGAAGGUCUUAGUAAUGAUCAUAGGCAAGAGGGGCACGUUGAUACCCAAGCUAUCUACGGCAUUGACCGAAAAGGACAUUGGUCUAAGCCAACAUUUUAAUUGAAUUAUCACGCAGGACUCAGUUCACAAGAACCGAAUUUAAAAAGGAACAUGUUCACUUCAAG